This is a messenger RNA of Manihot esculenta (cassava), 2395 nucleotides long. RefSeq names its product sulfate transporter 4.1, chloroplastic. The transcript has 17 exons. The record is from RefSeq and is a predicted model, not a curated record. Gene Ontology annotation, biological process: transmembrane transport. Gene Ontology annotation, cellular component: membrane. Gene Ontology annotation, molecular function: secondary active sulfate transmembrane transporter activity. NCBI's taxonomy places the organism in Eukaryota, Viridiplantae, Streptophyta, Magnoliopsida, Malpighiales, Euphorbiaceae. Bases 103 to 2136 code for a protein of 677 amino acids.
ACCUUCCCGCCGAUGCACGAGCAGGGUGCGGAUUAAGAUAACCUACACAUCUCCAGCACUCGCGAUUUCACCUUCGUCUCCCCUUCCACCUCUGAAUCAUCUAUGGCGAUGACCGACGCCCGGACCGUUAAGAUUAUUCCUCUUCACCACCCUAGUGGGACGUCAUCUUCUUCUGUUUCAUGUUCUCGGCCUUCUGCUCUUUUCUCUCGGUGGCUAACCAAGAUGAAACGUAUGUCUUUAGCUCAGUGUAUUGAGACGUUCUUGCCUUGCUUCCGUUGGAUUAGGACUUAUAAAUGGCGCGAGCAUUUUCAGGUUGAUCUCAUGGCUGGUAGCACCAUCGGUAUUAUGCUCGUGCCGCAGGCAAUGUCUUAUGCCAAGUUGGCUGGGCUUCAACCAAUUUAUGGACUAUACUCUGGUUUUGUGCCAGUAUUUGUGUAUGCCAUUUUUGGGUCAUCUCGGCAACUGGCAACUGGUCCUGUGGCAUUGGUUUCUCUCCUAGUCUCUAACGUCUUAGGUGGAAUUGUUGAUUCAUCUGAUGAGUUAUACACGGAACUUGCUAUACUAUUAGCUCUAAUGGUUGGAAUUCUGGAAUGCAUCAUGGGGCUUUUGAGGCUUGGAUGGCUUAUACGCUUCAUUAGCCACUCUGUGAUUUCUGGCUUCACAACUUCAUCGGCCAUUGUGAUUGCAUUAUCUCAAGCAAAGCACUUUUUGGGAUAUGAUGUUGUACGGAGCAGCAAGAUUGUACCAUUAGCAAAGAGCAUAAUAUCUGGAGUGGAUAAGUUCUCGUGGCCUCCUUUUGUGAUGGGAUCUAGCAUUCUUGCUGUACUUCUGUUCAUAAAGCAUUUGGGAAAAUCAAGAAAGCAAUUUGGAUUCCUUCGAGCAGCGGGACCCCUCACAGCAGUCAUUUUGGGUACAACUUUUGUGAAAAUAUUUCACCCAUCUUCUAUUUCUUUGGUAGGAGAGAUACCCCAGGGUCUCCCAAGGUUCUCUAUUCCCAAAGGGUUUGGGUAUGCUAAGUCUUUAAUCCCCACAGCGAUGCUUAUUACUGGUGUAGCCAUAUUGGAAUCUGUGGGGAUUGCAAAGGCUUUAGCAGCAAAGAAUGGGUAUGAGCUGGAUUCAAGUCAGGAGUUGUUGGGUCUUGGUUUAGCAAAUAUCUUUGGCUCAUUCUUCUCAGCAUACCCUGCAACAGGUUCUUUUUCUAGGUCAGCUGUAAGUAAUGAAAGUGGGGCAAAAACUGGUUUGUCUGGAAUUAUUACUGGCAUCAUCAUGGGCUGUGCUCUUCUAUUCUUGACUCCAUUAUUUGAAUACAUUCCCCUGUGUUCUCUGGCUGCUAUAGUAAUCUCUGCUGUAAUGGGCCUGGUGGAUUACGAAGAGGCUUUCUUCUUAUGGCGUGUAGAUAAGAAAGAUUUUCUUCUUUGGACCAUUACUAGUGCUACAACUUUGUUCCUGGGCAUUGAGAUUGGUGUCCUUGUUGGGGUUGGUGCGUCAAUUGCUUUUGUUAUAAGUGAAUCAGCGAAUCCACACACUGCUGUAUUGGGCCGUCUUCCUGGCACUACUGUUUACAGAAACAUCCAACAGUAUCCAGAAGCAUAUACUUAUAAUGGGAUUGUGAUGGUUCGCAUUGAUGCACCAAUCUAUUUUGCCAAUAUAAGUUACAUAAAGGACAGACUAAGGGAGUAUGAACUUGGUGUUGACAAAUCUACCAGACAUGGACCAGAAGUUGAAAGAAUUUAUUUUGUGAUUUUGGAGAUGUCACCUGUUACCUACAUAGACUCCAGUGCUGUUCAAGCGUUGAAAGACUUGCAUCAGGAGUAUAAAUCGCGGGAUAUUCAGAUUGCUAUUUCCAAUCCCAACCGAGAAGUUUUGUUGACCUUAACAAAAGCUGGGCUUGUACAGCUGAUUGGCAAAGAAUGGUACUUUGUGAGAAUGCAUGAUGCGGUUCAAGUUUGUCUUCAGCAUGUUCGGAGCAUUAACCAAGAAACAAAGCACCCGGAUCCAUUACCUGUCGAUGAACCAGAUAUCUUCCGCAGGCUAUUGAACCAAAUAGAGGAGGAUUUAUCAGUUGCAAAGUUGGAGUCAGGUGAUAUUACCGACUCUCAACUGGAACCACUGUUGUCUCGGUCUCAGAAGUCAUGAAAAAUUGAUUUAUAAUUUCAGCAAUUAUACUAUUGCCCAUUUCAUCAAGGCAGUGGCUUAUAUAUGUUGGCAAGGUUUGAUUGUUUUCUUCUAAAUAUUGUCUAUUAUUGUCACAUUUCCUUAUAAUCCAUUGUUGUAAUAUUUUAUUAUAAUGUAUCAUUUGAUUCUUCAAGCUAGUGGUAAGAUUUGUAUUGUUGCAGUGUAAUACUCUGCUAUAAAGUUUGCUUUCUGCAGCAGAAAUUGUCUUUUUUUUUUUAUU